Engraulis encrasicolus (European anchovy) is the source of this 1562-nucleotide messenger RNA. It is a transcript of the gene tmem230b, whose product is annotated as transmembrane protein 230b. Bases 192 to 548 code for a protein of 118 amino acids. Gene Ontology annotation, biological process: synaptic vesicle transport. Gene Ontology annotation, cellular component: synaptic vesicle; endomembrane system. The record is from RefSeq and is a predicted model, not a curated record. The transcript has 4 exons. Lineage: Eukaryota; Metazoa; Chordata; Actinopteri; Clupeiformes; Engraulidae.
ACUGCGCAUGCGCGGAUUAAUACCCGGAAGCUGAGUGACAGAAGAGUUUGGCGAGAGUAUCAUAACAUGCCGAUGUUGUCACCUCAGCCAAGGAAUUACACAUCAUUUUAAAGCGAGUGUGCACUGUAACGGACAGACAGACAGACAGACAGACAGACUCCAAAGACAGACCCCGACGCUGAAACGGCAAGAUGCCUGCCAGACACACCAUCACCAAUGGGGUCCCCAGCAGCAGAGUCCGCUACUCCAAACUGGCCAACGACGAUGACGGAUACAUUGACCUACAGUUUAAGCGCUCUCCUCCGAAGGUUCCGUAUAAGGCCAUCGCCUUGGCAACCGUCCUCUUCCUGAUUGGCUCGUUGCUCAUCGUCAUCGGGGGGCUGCUGCAGGCCGGAUACUUCCACGUACAGCAUCAGGACCGCACGGUCCCCGUCCUCAUCAUCGGCAUCCUGGUCUUCCUGCCGGGCUUCUACCAUCUGCGCAUCGCUUACUAUGCAUCCCGCGGUUACCGUGGCUACUCCUACGAAGACAUCCCCGACUUCGACUGACCACGUCACUGAUGACGACGCGGCACCUCACAAUGCCAUGACAACUGGACUGUUGUGGAAAGAGAAGGGACGGGACGGUGUGUGUGUGUGUGUGUGUGUGUGUGUGUGUGUGAGAGAGAGAGGUGAUGAUGUGAUGGAUAAUUAUUUAAAGGUAGAGGAUGUAAUAUUUUACAUUUGGACAGGGCUGUGUGUGUGUGUGUGUGUGUGUGUGUGUGUGUGUGUGUGUGUGUGUGUGUGUGUGUGUGUGUGUGUGUGUGUGUGUGUGUGUGUGUGUUUGUGUUGGAGUUACAUGAUGAUGGGAUCGAUGAGUAUUAAAACUUUUGUCGUUUUUUGUAACUAGUUUUCAGGUGCCCAUUCACAAGUGUUACCUUUUUCUAGAAUAUUUACCACCACCAUCAAUAUCAAAGUAAAAUUCAUUAGGAAGGAACACUUAGACUUUUACUCAUAAAUGAAUUGGUGGGUCUUUGUCAUUACAUAACGUUACAUUACAUUAUUACUUGCUUCAUGUUCGCCAUUUUGAAUUAGCAGCAAUAGACAUCUUAGGCUGCAAAACUUUCUCUGCUUUGUUCAGACCAGCAAAUAGUAGUUCAUUACUUUAGUAAGUAUUCAUGGAAAGAUGACAUUUGUGAAUGGGCAACAUACUCUUUAGAAAAUAACCUACUAUAAUGACAAGACAGAUGUAAUUUUAUACUGUAAAUACUUGAUUGUAAAAUGUGAGGGAUAUGUCUGGUCAGCAGUCUGUAUGGAUGAGUUUAGUAAAGCUUCAUUCUAGAAUAAUAUACUACAUGAGACAUACACACAGCAGACACUGGAACACACAGUCAUUCUAGAAUACAGACACUGGAGACAUUCUAGAAUAUAUGGACACUGGAAUACACAGACAUUCUAGAAUACAGACACUGGAAUACACAGUCAUUCUAGAAUACGGACACUGGAAUACACAGUCGUUCUAGAAUACAGACACUGGAAUACACAGUCGUUCUAGAAUAUUUACACUGGAAUACACACUCAUUC